This is a messenger RNA of Quercus lobata, 870 nucleotides long. RefSeq names its product MAP7 domain-containing protein 1-like. The transcript has 2 exons. Lineage: Eukaryota; Viridiplantae; Streptophyta; Magnoliopsida; Fagales; Fagaceae. The record is from RefSeq and is a predicted model, not a curated record. The coding region runs from base 1 to 870 and encodes 289 amino acids.
AUGGAAGGUCAACCGGGGAAGUCUGCACCCGCCAAAACAAUACCAUCCCAGGCUCCAUCUCUUCCAGCCAGGUCUCCUCCUCCAGCUCCUCGCCACCCUCCUCGAUCAUCUCCACAACCAUCGCCACCCAGUGCUGCCGAACAGAAAAAACGCAGGGAACAGAGGGGCAAGGAGGUGGCAGAUGCGAGCAAGUCUCGUCCCACUCGAGAGGAGGAUGUCCAACGAGCUGCAAAGCAGCAAAAAACUAAGCACCCCGCUACACGGGCCAAGAGAAAUCUGAUUCCCCACAUCCUGAGUCACAAGCGUGGCUACCAGCUCCUAUACUCGGCCGAGGAACAAGCAAAGCUUCUGUGCGAGGCGAAUGCCGAGCUAAAAAAGACUCAGGAGCAAGUUCUUGUUCUUAAGAAGCAUCUAGAGGAAACUCAGAAGCUAAGGGAGCAAACUAAAAAGCUCAAAGAACAAGCCGAGAAAGCGAGAAUCAACUCCGAACAGGCAAUGAAUGAAGCCGAGCAGAGGGGCUACGAAAUUGGGAUAGCUGAAAUUGAGAAAGCUUUAAGAGCCGAGGUUCCGGAGGUGUGCCGCAUCUACUACGCGAGAACCUGGAGCGAGGCUCUUAACCGUGCUGGGGUUGAAGCCUCAUCUGAGCUAUGUAGGCCAGAGAACGUAUAUUACCCGGAAGAUAUACGCCCCUUAGCUCCUCAACCCUAUCAGGCUGAUACUCCUUCUCAAGUUAUUAACCUUAACGAGGAGGUUUUGCCUCGCAAUUCCCCUCCUCGCGGCCAACCGGGAUCGAUUGAAGCGGGACUAGCCCCUCUAGGAGCUUCCCCAAACAAAUCCACCACUGCUUCGGAGGCAGAGACGGCCUCAUAG